Asterias rubens (European starfish) is the source of this 462-nucleotide messenger RNA. Its product is annotated as DNA repair protein RAD51 homolog 2-like. Gene Ontology annotation, biological process: double-strand break repair via homologous recombination. Gene Ontology annotation, molecular function: DNA binding. The transcript has 6 exons. Lineage: Eukaryota; Metazoa; Echinodermata; Asteroidea; Forcipulatida; Asteriidae. Bases 1 to 462 code for a protein of 153 amino acids. Gene Ontology annotation, cellular component: Rad51B-Rad51C-Rad51D-XRCC2 complex. The record is from RefSeq and is a predicted model, not a curated record.
AUGAAAGCCACCAAGCUCAAACUACCUGAUAUUGUGUCGUCACCUGUUAUUAGUGACGCUCUAGAAAAUGUCAGUUUUAGACGUGAAGACAAAAACCCAACUGGGGAACACCCACGCAAUCAGGUUAUUGUGACCAAUCAAGUCACUACAUGGAUUGGAGCUCAGAGGGCGUCACUGCAAGAUCCUGCUGUUGAUAAAGGAUCCGCUGGCACAGUAGAUGACUGCCGAGGAGAUGGUGGUUCCUAUGUUAUGGCAGCUCUUGGAAACACAUGGAGUCACAGUGUCAAUACACGCCUGAUUCUCCAGUACCUUGAUGAAUCCAGACGAGAGGUUUUGGUUGCCAAGUCUCCUAUUGCUCCAUUCGUUAGUCUUGUCUACACCAUCCAAGACAAAGGAAUCCAACUCGAGGUUGUCUUGAUAACCCUCCAGCUAGGGACCCGUUCGGUUGCAACGCCACCGUGA